UGUGUGUGUGUGUGUGUGUGUGCGUAUGUGUGUGUGUGAGCGUGUGUGGAGACCCCAGCUAACCGUGCGCGCACGAAGAGGCAGAGGGGUCUGCAGACGGCAAGUCAAGUGUCACCAUGAUCGACCUUAUAUGGGGAGGAUCUUAAUGCGUGGCGGCAUAAAUCAUAACAGCAAGAUGACAUUUCACAUCCUCCUCUGGAUCGGAGUACAGUCCGCUAUCUGAAGCUCCGUAGGCUGGACCAUACAACCGCAAGCAGCUGCAGUGUGUGCAGUCAGCUGAAAGCUAGAGCCACGAUAGAAGAAGACAAAAAUAUUGUUCGCGUGAUUAUUAAUUGCAAUCAGGAUGAAGAGGAGGAAGAUCAUGGUGGCUGCUGGCUUCUGCCUUUCUUUCUUCCUCGGUACGCUGAUGAAUUUAUUGUUCAUUCCAGGAUUUGAGCACCAUCAGAACCACGGAGACAGACUGCGCAGCUACCACCACGGCAGGCAGCACCAGCGCGUUGCGGACAACGCACAGCUUCAUGUCGGGGACCCACUCACCGCUGCUGUCGCCGCCGAGGUGAACAGCCGUCCCGCAACCAGUGACUGGAAACGGCAGCGCGAGCUCCAGAUGCAAAUACGAGAAAGACUCGAGGAGGUUCUCCGGUACCGCCAACGGCAAGCACACUGGCCAGCUACUGGAGACGCCUUUCGUCCGCUGGAGAGAAGACGGCUCAUGGACCUGGAGCCGGCGAGCUACCGGGAACUCAACAAAGCCAAAGAUAGACGGGACAAUCGCCACAUAAACGCUCAAAGCAGACAAUCGCCGGCUGGGUCAAAUAGUGCGAAAGCACAAAAUGUAUUUUGGAUGAAUUCAGUGAGGGUCGACACCGGGCAGUUAGGGUGCCACAGUAUUGCCAAUGUGACUAACAUUCAGUACCUUGGUUCGGGCUACACAAAAGCUGUUUACAAGGCGACCAUCAACAGCAGCUUAUCAGUAGCUCUGAAGUCAGUGGAUUUUGGAGGUCACGAUAUGGACAACUGCAUCAAGAAGUAUGGAUCGGCUGAUGAUUGUUAUCGACUGGCCUCUUUUAAAAUAGUGAAAGAGAUGACGCUGAUGGAACAGUUGCAACAUCCCAAUAUUCUGCAGUUGUAUGGAUACUGUUACCAGGACAGCAAUGACAUCAGGGACACGGUGACGGCCAUCACCGAGCUGGGGAAUCCGCUGGAGAUGAUCCAGCUGCUGCAGACGCCCUGGGAGGAACGCUUCAGAAUCUGCCUGAGUCUGGUGCGUCUGCUGCACUUCCUGGCCCACUCGCCGCUGGGCCCCGUCACGCUGCUGGACUUCCGGCCGCGGCAGUUCGUGCUGGUGGGCGGUGAGCUGAAGGUGACGGACCUGGACGAUGCCAGCGUGGAGGAGACGCCCUGCGGCAGUCCGCACGCCGCGCCUGCCGACUGCCUCAUGGAGUUCCCGGCGCGGAACUUCACCCUCCCAUGCAUCAGAGGGCGCUGCCAGGGCAUUAACGAAAAGAGGAACCUCUACAACGCCUACAGGUUCUUCUUCACCUACCUGCUUCCCCACAGUGCCCCUCCUGCUCUGAGACCGCUGCUGGAUAAGAUUGUCAACUCAACUGGGGAGCUUGCCUGGGGCAUUGAUGAGACUCAGGUGCAUCUUGAGAAGGUGUUGCAUCUCUACAAAAAUGGACUUUACCUACAGAAUACCUCUCAGACACACACAUCUGAGUAUAAGCGGCUGGUGGACACGUCCAUCUCAGGGGACAACUACCGCUGCUGGCCGUCCUAUCAGCACGAUGGGUGCACACUGUCCGUCUUCUCAGUCCGUGAGGCCAUUGGGGUCUGUGAAAGCCACGCCCAGUGCCAGGCCUUCAUCUUGACCAAUCAGACCACAUGGACAGGUCACCAGCUUGUUCAGUUCAAAACGGGUUCCAGCCAUCUAAGCCCCAGCAAAGGCCGGCUCGCCUACGUGAGGACGGGCCGCUGAAAGGAGACGCAACAAGACGACAAAAGAAGAAGUAGAAGAAAAAGAAGGGAGAGGGACAGAUGAAACAGGAAGCCCCAGGAGGUGGUCAGAGACAGGUCCGUGUGGCUGACCAGAUCACACACCACUCCCCUCCGUAGGGAUGAGCUGGGAAAAACAGCCAGGUAGGCUGAGCCCAGUGGCUGCGAUGGCACAGUGGACCUCACUGCAGUGUCAGGACCAGAGGAGUGAGGAGCAGGCCAGUGUGGUCUAUGGCAUGCCUGAGGCCACCACAGAGCAGCCACUGGCCAAUGCAGUUGACCGUGGGACAGGACACUUGUUUGGCUCCAUUAGGGUCACAGGUUCCCACCGGCCCACCCCGGUUACAGUCAUGUUGACUGUAUUUAUGUAUCUGUGUGUGCUGUCACUUCAAAGUAGUUGUUGUGAUUAUGACUUGAGGUUUAGUGUUUCUGUGUCUGUGUGUGCGUGUGCAUCUGUGUGUGUGUGUGUGUGUGUGUGUGUUGCUCAUGCAUUCCAAACUUCCUGAUUAAAAGAUGGGCAACAUAAAGAGGAUUCAGGCUACAGCUGUGUAGGAGGAAGCCACCAUCUCUCUCUCUCUCUCUCUCUCUCUCUCUCUCUCUCUCUCUCUCUCUCUCUCUCUCUCUCUCUUUCUAUCUCUCU
Alosa alosa (allis shad) is the source of this 2635-nucleotide messenger RNA. It is a transcript of the gene pkdcca, whose product is annotated as protein kinase domain containing, cytoplasmic a. The record is from RefSeq and is a predicted model, not a curated record. Gene Ontology annotation, biological process: protein phosphorylation. The transcript has 8 exons. Bases 344 to 1978 code for a protein of 544 amino acids. Gene Ontology annotation, molecular function: non-membrane spanning protein tyrosine kinase activity; ATP binding. NCBI's taxonomy places the organism in Eukaryota, Metazoa, Chordata, Actinopteri, Clupeiformes, Clupeidae.